This is a messenger RNA of Acytostelium subglobosum LB1, 1314 nucleotides long. RefSeq lists its product as hypothetical. The annotation marks the transcript as partial. Lineage: Eukaryota; Evosea; Eumycetozoa; Acytosteliales; Acytosteliaceae. The record is from RefSeq and is a predicted model, not a curated record. The transcript has 2 exons. Gene Ontology annotation, biological process: ammonium transmembrane transport. Gene Ontology annotation, molecular function: ammonium channel activity. Gene Ontology annotation, cellular component: plasma membrane.
UCAUACCCGAACUGUAUUGGAAACCAACCAGAUACAGGAGACACUACAUGGGUCUUGCUAUCAACUAUAUUGGUGUUGGGAAUGAUGCCAGCACUGGCCUUCUUUGAAGCCGGUCUGUUGAGAUCAAAGAACACAUUGUCCAUUAUAACCCAGAUCAUCUCUGGUAUAGUCGUGCUGACGGUGAUGUGGCAGGCGUUUGGUUUCUCGCUGACGUUCGGUCCGGACCAAGCGGGCAUCAUCGGAAACCUGGACCACGCCUUCCUCAUUGGCGUCAGCUACAACGACUGCAACCCGAAUGCACCGCACAUCCCGGCGGCCGCCUACGCCAUGUUCAUGAUGAUGUUUGCCAACAUCACACCACUGUUGAUGACUGGCGCGUAUGCCGAGCGCGUCAAGUACCGCUCCUUCAUCGUCCUCACCAUCUUUUGGGAGAUCAUCGUCUUCUACCCCGUAGCCCAUUGGAUCUGGGGAGGUGGAUGGAUGCAGAAAAUGGGUGUCCUCGACUUUGCUGGAGGCAUUGUCAUUCAUACUACCGCUGGUGUCAGUGGUACCAUCAUUGCUAUAUACUUGGGAAAGAGAAAGGGAUUUGAGAAGUAUGGAGGCGAAUUCCCUCCUUCAAACAUUCCCUUGGCCGCUCUGGGAGCUGCAUUGCUGUGGAUGGGCUGGUUUGGAUUCAAUGCCGGUUCGGCAUUGGCCGCUGGAGCUGUGGCAACAUCGGCCGUCGCCUCCACCCAGAUCGGUGGCAGUUUCUCCGGCAUCGUCUGGAUCAUCCUCUCAUGGCUAAAGGGCAAGCCAUCAACUGUGGCCGUGAUCAACGGAGUCAUCGCCGGUUUGGCAGGCAUCACACCGGCAUCCGGCUACAUCAACUCGCAGUACUCCAUUGGACUGGGCAUCACGCUGGGACUGGCCUCCUACCUAUCUGUAUACAUUAUGAAGCACCGUCUGCACGUCGACGACGCCCUGGACGUGGGCUCAGUGCACGGCCUGACCGGAAUGAUUGGCGCCAUCGCCAUUGGCUUCUGCGCGCAAAAGUCCAUCAACCCCGCCGGCCAAGACGGUCUGUUCUACGGCAAUGCCCACCUGCUUGGCAUCCAGAUCAUGGCGGUGGUCGUCGCCGCAGCCUGGUCUGGCCUGGUCACCAUCGUCCUGAUCGUCAUCAUCGACAAGUUCAUUGGUCUGCGCAUCGACGACUCUGAGGAGGAGCACGGCCUUGACCUCGUCGAGCACGGCGAGUACGCCUAUCACAAGAUAUCAAUGGUUGACAACUACGAAGAGCCAGCCUACAACCAUAUCAAUCAUGGUGUUGGAAACAUC